GCGGAGUCAGACUGAGAAUAGAUAACUCAUGUCCGCAGACUCCCAUAACAGUUCAUCAGAUGUUCAAGGAGAGCCUAGAAAAAUAUGGAUCCCUUAAUGCUUUGGCCAGCAAAAAGAAUGGAAACUGGGAGAAGAUAACCUUUUCAGAGUAUUAUUACCUCUCCAGGAAAGCAGCCAAGAGCUUCUUGAAGAGGAAUUGUCACAGGAAUAUAUACAACGAAUUCUCCAGAGGCCUGCCACUACAUUGCUCAUGACAGCAAAACCAAUGUCAUGGUUGUGGAAAAUCAGAAACAAUUGGACAAAAUAAUGCAGAUCUGGAAUCGCUUGCCACACUUGAAAGCCAUUGUGCUAUAUAAGGACUCCAUUCCAGAGAGACAUGCAAAUUUGUAUACGAUGGAAGAGUUUCUGGAGUUGGGAGGUGACAUAUCUGAUACUACUUUGGAUGAUAUUAUUAACUCCCAAAAGCCGAAUCAAUGCUGCGUGCUAAUAUACACAUCUGGAACAACUGGGAAGCCAAAAGGAGCCAUGCUGAGUCAUGACAAUAUAACUUGGACGUCCGCACAUUGCAGCAGAGCAGGAGAUAUGCAACCUGCAGAGGUCCAACAAGAGUCUAUAGUCAGUUACCUCCCACUCAGCCACAUAGCUGCGCAGAUAUAUGACCUGUGGACGGGAAUCAAAUGGGGAGAGCAAGUGUACUUUGCUGAGCCAGAUGCUCUAAAGGGCAGCUUGAUCAACACGCUAAAAGAAGUGCAGCCAACAUCUCACAUGGGAGUUCCCCGAGUAUGGGAGAAGAUCAUGGAGAAAUUAAAGGAUGCUUCUGCUCAAUCAGGAUUUAUGAAGAAGAAAAUGCUGUCAUGGGCUAUGUCACUUAGCUUAGAGAGAAACCUAAACUGCUCAAGCAGCAGUGAUUUUAAGCGAUUCUGGACAAGAUUAGCAGACUACUUGGUGCUUGCAAAAAUACGCGAUGCACUGGGUUUUUCUUGCUGUCAGAAGCACUUUUCUGGUGCGGCUCCUCUCAAUACAGAAACACUGUAUUUCUUCUUGGGUCUGAACAUCACCCUGUAUGAGGCCUAUGGGAUGAGUGAGACCACAGGUCCACACUGCCUGUCUGGGCCUUAUAUUUACAGGCAGCACAGCUGUGGUAAACCAGUACCUGGCUGCAGAGUGAAAUUGGUGGACAAAGAUACAGAAGGGAAUGGAGAAAUCUGUUUCUGGGGAAGGACUGUUUUCAUGGGUUAUUUGAAUAUGGAAGACAAAACAAAAGAAGCCUUUGAUGAGGAUGGGUGGCUGCAUUCUGGAGAUCUAGGAAAACUAGACAAGGAUGGGUUUCUUUAUGUCACUGGAAGAAUUAAAGAUUUGAUUAUUACAGCUGGAGGUGAAAAUGUGCCUCCAAUUCCAAUUGAAGAUGCUGUUAAAAAAGAACUCCCAAUUGUUAGUAAUGCUAUGGUGAUUGGAGAUAAAAAGAAGUUCUUGUCAAUGUUGCUGACCCUAAAGAGUGUGCUGGACCCAGAUACAUCUGAUCCCACUGACAUUCUCACCGAGCAAGCUAGAGACUUCUGCCAGAAGACUGGUAGUAGAGCAACUAAAGUAUCAGAGAUUGUAGCUACAAGAGACCAGGCGAUCUACCAGGCCAUUCAGGAGGGUAUCAACAAAGUGAACAUGAAUGCUACUAAUAGGGUUCAUUGUAUUCAAAAAUGGACAGUCCUGCCAAGAGAUUUUUCCAUUUCUGGGGGAGAACUAGGUCCGACAAUGAAGUUAAAACGGCUCACCGUGCUUGAGAAAUACAGAAAUGAAGUAGACUCCUUCUAUGAAGAAUAAGUCUUUCAUACAAGUAUUAAGAAAGAUCUGUGAGCUAAAGAAAGUAUUUCCUACUCAAAAGCAUUAAUGAAGAUUUACGCUUGUUUUGGUUUUUAGUCUAUUGAACUGAACUGCUAGAAAACUGCUGUCAAUUCAGUUGUUCCUGACACUCACUUUAUAGUUUGUUCUCUUUUUACAGAAGCAUCUAUACAGUGUGUCCAUUUUCUAAUACUGCUUUUACUUUAUGACCUAAAUGAUUAAGAUUAA
Messenger RNA from Phaethon lepturus (White-tailed tropicbird), 2064 nucleotides. RefSeq names its product acyl-CoA synthetase bubblegum family member 1 (gene ACSBG1). Gene Ontology annotation, cellular component: endoplasmic reticulum; membrane. The coding region runs from base 271 to 1818 and encodes 515 amino acids. The record is from RefSeq and is a predicted model, not a curated record. The transcript is spliced from 11 exons. Gene Ontology annotation, molecular function: long-chain fatty acid-CoA ligase activity. Lineage: Eukaryota; Metazoa; Chordata; Aves; Phaethontiformes; Phaethontidae.